Vicia villosa (hairy vetch) is the source of this 675-nucleotide messenger RNA. RefSeq lists its product as uncharacterized. NCBI's taxonomy places the organism in Eukaryota, Viridiplantae, Streptophyta, Magnoliopsida, Fabales, Fabaceae. The record is from RefSeq and is a predicted model, not a curated record. The transcript has a single exon. The coding region runs from base 1 to 675 and encodes 224 amino acids.
AUGUCAGUUUUGGUUAAUGGGUCUCCAACCACAGAUUUUGAGGCGGAAAAAGGAUUGAAACAGGGAGAUCCACUAUCUCAUUUUCUUUUCACAAUUUUCCCUGAAGGGAUAGCAAGGAUUUUGGCAAAGUCUAAGGUGGAUGGUUCCUUUAAGGGAUUUCGUGUUAGUAAUAGUCUUUCAUUUGAGUUGCUGCAAUUUUUUGUGGACGAUACGGUUAUCGUAGAUGAGGGAUGUUGGAGUAAUCUCUGGUGCAUCAAAGCUAUUUUGACGGGCUUUGGGCUUGUUUCAGGUUUACAAGUGAAUUUGUCAAAAAGCAGUCUAAUGGGCGUUCAUGUGGCAGAGUCGUUUAUGCAGACGGCAUCAGACUUUUUGUGUUGUAAAGUUGGUAAAAUCCCUUUUCCUUUUCUUGGAAUCCAGCUGGGGUGUAAUCAAAGACAACGAUCGACGUGGGCAGGGGUGGUAAAUAAGAUGAGAAGAAGGUUAUCGUCGUGGAAAUGUAGGUGUUUGUCGAUUGGAGGAAGAAUCACUCUAAUCAAUUUUGUUCUUAACGCAAUACCGGGGUACUAUUUGUCGUUUUACAAAAUUCCAAAGGUGGUGCUGGCUGAAAUGGUGAAGUUGCAGAGGGAGUUUUUGUGGUGCGGGGGGGGUGGAUCGGAGAUGCAUAUCUUGGCUUAG